Messenger RNA from Spinacia oleracea (spinach), 1786 nucleotides. Its product is annotated as protein MULTIPLE CHLOROPLAST DIVISION SITE 1. NCBI's taxonomy places the organism in Eukaryota, Viridiplantae, Streptophyta, Magnoliopsida, Caryophyllales, Amaranthaceae. The transcript has 5 exons. The coding region runs from base 591 to 1637 and encodes 348 amino acids. The record is from RefSeq and is a predicted model, not a curated record. Gene Ontology annotation, biological process: chloroplast fission. Gene Ontology annotation, cellular component: chloroplast; chloroplast inner membrane.
UUGUAAAAACAUAUCAGCAAAGAAAUGGAACAUUUUUUAACGAAAUGGUAUUUUUUUUAGUGAAAUGAUACUCUUUUUUAAAGAAAUGUUACAUAUUUUUAACGAAAUGGCGCUAGCAUGCCGCCUCGCCGCUCCCGAGGGGUGAGCAUUAAUCUUCCAAAUAACUUCUUCCUUUUCUUAAUAAAUAACAAGAUUUGAAUCCAUAUAUAGUUUCAAAGCAUGUUUUUCGAAUAGAGUGAGGUAUAUUCGUCUAUCUAUGUAUCGUGGGGGUCUGAGCGAGGAGGAUUGAUAGACCUAGCACGGUAAUAGAGUACCAUUUUCUUUUUAAUUAUGAGAGAACUCGUGCAUUAUACAAGCUAAAAACUAACCCGUAGUUGAGAAACCAAUAACCAUAUAAAAACGUGUUUUUACGAAUUAGCCACGAUUUUAAGCCACAAAAGAAUGAAAUAAGAAAACUUCCAUUGUUCUUGAAAACUUUACAUUGGUUGUCCUAAUUCUAAAAACACAAAAAACCCUAAAAUCAAUUCCAAUUUUCUACGAAGUAUCUUAUUUGUGAAUGUGUGAUUCAUUUGGCUUCUCACUUGCCAAAAAUGGCAUCUUUGUGCUCCCUCCGAUUCCACUCACUCUCUUCUCAGCAUCGAAUUUGUAGAAAUGGCGUUGGAAUUGAGCUCAGAAAUGAAUUUGGAUUCGAUUAUGGCAAUUUGAAGUUCAAUCCACCCAGAAAUUAUGGCGGAAAGCUGGUAUUGACUGCUUGUAGCACCGAUUCCAGCGUUUCGACUCAGCCCGAUUCUGGUCGCAGUGAGAAAUAUGUUCUUAAUUUGGGGAAAUCUUUUCAGAAAUUUCAACAAAUUGUUGCUUCUCUCCCUCCCGUUGUUGUCGUGAUCAAUAGACAAUCUGGAGCAAAUUUAGUACUUGGAUUUUGUAUUGCAACUACAUGCCUGAUUAUUGCUGUGAGAGUUUAUGUGGCGAGAAGGUUGAGGGAAACACGUCCUGGCUCUGUGGCCGAUCUUGUUAGACGUGGCCAAGUCAGAUCAGAUAGAAGAGGCAUCUCCAAUCCUCUCAAGUAUGAAGACCCAUUCAACAAUCCUCUGGUCAAAAUAAGCAACAGUAAUUCUACAGUAGAAAUGUGCGGAACGGUUUAUCGGCUGGCCCCUGUUACUCUGACAGAAGAACAGCGAUCAAUUCAUCAAAAAAGGAGGUCAAGAGCUUAUCAAUGGAAGCGACCCAAGGUGUUUCUUAAGGAAGGGGAUUCAAUUCCACCUGACGUUGACCCUGAUACAGUCAGGUGGAUUCCAGCAAAUCAUCCUUUUGCAACUACUGUUAGUGAUAUCGAUGAAGACCUUGCACAAAAUAAUGUUUACCAAAAGCGUGGUGUUCCUUUCCGCAUUCAGGCUGAACAUGAGGCGUUGCAGAAGAAGUUGGAGGCCUUGCAGAGCGAGCAAAAGUUCAGUAAGUUAGUAAUUGAUCCUGUAAAUGCGAAAGAUUUUGAAAGGGCCUACAGGACGCAGUCAAAAUCACAUGAACGCACAGAGAACGGGAUUCAUAGUAGCCAACCGGAUGAAUCUCAACCUCCCAAAUCAGACGCGCUUCCUGGAAAUUUUGACAACAAUGCAGCUUCUGCCAAAGAUGAAAUCUGAAACAGAUCUAUGUAUGUGGCAGCACCAAGUGUUUUAUCACAUUGCAAAAUUUUGAAUGUCAGAAUUGAAGCAUUUUAUAGUUGAUACAUGAUACAGCAGUGUACAUAAUUCUCAGUAAGUUAUCAAAGUUGAGUGUCCAUUAUCCAACA